Molecule: messenger RNA, 870 nt
Organism: Lasiodiplodia theobromae
Lineage: Eukaryota; Fungi; Ascomycota; Dothideomycetes; Botryosphaeriales; Botryosphaeriaceae
Product: Agroclavine dehydrogenase
Exons: 3
Coding region: 1-870 (289 amino acids)
Source: RefSeq, a predicted model, not a curated record
AUGGCCAUCCUCGUCACCGGCGGCACAGCCAAAACCUCAGUGCGCCUCGGCGCCAUCCUGCGCGACACCAACGUCCCAUUCGUGAUGGCCGCGCGCCGGCCCGACGCCGUUCCCGCCGGCAUGCCCAAAGUCAAGUUCGACUGGUACGACAAGUCAACAUGGAGCGCGCCGUUCGACCACAGCUUCCCCGGCGGCGAGACUAUUACCGCCGCCUACAUCGUCCUCGGCGCCGACUUCAGCAUCGUCGCGGCGGCCAACGACUUCAUCGACUACGCCGUCAAGAAGCACGGCGUCAAGCGCUUCGUCAUGUGCGGCGGCGGCUCGAGCGAGCCGGGCACGCCCAUGGCGGGCGAGGUGUGGCAGCACUUGAUCGACGUCGGUGUCGAGCACUGCGUGUUGAAGCCGACGUGGUUCAUGGAUAACUUCUCCGAGGGCUGGCACCUGCAGGAGAUCCGGACCGAAGGCAAGCUGCACACGGCGACGGGCGAUGGCAGGAUCCCCUUCAUCAGCGCCAAGGACAUCGCUGCCAUGGCAGCCAAGCUGCUUACGACGGCGGACAAGCUGAAGUCCAACAGGCAUCGCGUCACCGGGCCGGAGAAGCUGACGUACGAUGAGAUCACCGAGAAGCUGAGCAAGGGUAUUGGGAAGAAAGUUGAGCACGUGAAGAUGUCGGAGGAGGACAGGAGGCAGAACUUCCUCAAGAACGGAUUGCCGGAAUACUGGGCCAACUACCUGGCCAUGACCGAGGCGAAUGCCGCUAAGAAUGAAAGCGACGGGCAGAUACAGACUGACGAGUUAGAGCUGAUCACUGGCAGUAAGGGCCAGACAUUUGACGAGUUUGUGGAAGAGAACAAGGCUAUCUGGCAAUAA